Gossypium arboreum is the source of this 573-nucleotide messenger RNA. RefSeq lists its product as uncharacterized. Bases 1 to 573 code for a protein of 190 amino acids. The record is from RefSeq and is a predicted model, not a curated record. The transcript has a single exon. NCBI's taxonomy places the organism in Eukaryota, Viridiplantae, Streptophyta, Magnoliopsida, Malvales, Malvaceae.
AUGGCACAUUACAAGGCACGAUAUGGUCUUAAGUGUCGCACUCCCUUAUGUUGGACUAAGUUGGGUGAACGACGGGUUUUAGGUCCAAAGUUAGUCUCUGAGACUGAUAAGAAGGAUCAACUAAUUAGGGAUUGUCUGAAAGUAGCUUCUAACAGAGAAAAGUCUUAUGCCGAUCUCAAGAACUUUGUGUUUCUGAAGGUCUCGCCAUGGAAGAACGUUUUGAGGUUCGGUCACAAGGGCAAGUUGAGCCUUAGGUUUAUUGGGCCGUACCGUAUACUGAAGCGACUGGGACCAGUUGCAUAUCGGUUGGAACUACCUUCAGAGUUGGAUUGCAUUCAUGAUGUUUUUCAUGUUUUAAUGUUGAGACGCUUCUGCUCUGAUCCCACGCAUAUUGUUUCAGUAAAGGACAUUGAGGUUAGACCAGAUCUGACGUUUGAGGAGGAGCCGGUCCAGAUUCUGGAUCGUGACAUUAAAGUUCUGCAAAGAAAGUCUAUCCCCUUAGUGAAAGUGCUGUGGUGGAAUCAUAGCACUGAGGAAGCCACUUGGGAGCCGGAGGACUCGAUGCAUCAGUAG